Molecule: messenger RNA, 3348 nt
Organism: Eurytemora carolleeae
Lineage: Eukaryota; Metazoa; Arthropoda; Copepoda; Calanoida; Temoridae
Product: FERM, ARHGEF and pleckstrin domain-containing protein 2
Exons: 14
Coding region: 182-1969 (595 amino acids)
Molecular function (GO): guanyl-nucleotide exchange factor activity
Source: RefSeq, a predicted model, not a curated record
UAACCAGUAGCCUCAGAAGCAGGAACAUCGUCAAACCUCUGGAAUUCAACCACACCUUGUGAACGCGGAACCUAGAUAUCUCUGUACUAAACUUUACACUUAAAGCAGCGCUGAGCUCCCUCCUCCAUUCACCCCCCACUCUAGACCCUUGAACAACAACAACACGAAGAGCGGUGAGGAGAUGCGCAGACAGAAUUCUAUACACCCCGACCUUCCCCCCAGCUCACCGGUCAGGGAGACUAAACGAGGGUCCUCUGAGGGCGAUGCAACCAUGAUAUCUCUGACUGGAUCCUUGUCUCAACCCACCACCUCUACAUCUACUCCAGUACACUCAUCCUUCCCAACCUCACCCUUCAGGUUAAUGAGAGAGGAAAGUGUGGAUGGGACACUGUCCCCAGUAUCCAUGAAGGGAACGAUGGACUAUCUAGAUAAUGAUCUUGGAACUGCUAAAAGAAAGCGAUUAAUGAUGGAUAAAGCAUACUUUAUCUCUAAAGAACUACUGAUGACAGAACGAACCUACAAGAAGGAUUUAGAAAUUAUAAAUUUGUGGUGGAGAGAUGAGUUGUCCAGCGAGGAAAAUAUGCCCGAGGAGACGGUCAAUCUUCUUUUCUCUCAUAUAGAUCCACUCUACGAGCUUCAUGCAGCCUUCCUCAAGGAUAUAGAGACAAGGAUGGCAUCCUGGGAAAAUAAGACCGAGCUGAAUGAGAACAGAAAGAUAGGAGAUCUAGUGCUCAAGCAUAUGAAUCAAGGAACUAUGGAGCACUACUACAGAUAUAUUGAUACUCAUGUUCUUAUCCUGGAGAACCUGGAGCAGGCUCUGCAUAGGAACAAUAAGUUUGAACAAGUAUACAGGGACUUCGAAAUGCAGAAGGUCUGUUAUCUGCCAAUUACCACUCUUCUACUUAAACCUGUUCAUAGGGUUCUCCACUACCAACUAAUAUUAGAAAGAUUGUUGAACCACUACGGGGGAUCGAACCCUGAUUAUCCUGAUGCUAACAUGGCACUGAGUAAAGUUCGAACUGUAAUCAAGAAACUAUCUUCCAAACUAAAAGAAUCGGAGAACUUGGUGAAGCUGAUGGAGUUGCAGAGGGACCUGGUGGGAUACGACAACCUUGUCCAGGAGGGAAGAGAAUUCGUCAGGGAGGGUUGUCUUCAGAAACUCUCCAGGAAGGGAUAUCAGCAGAGGAUGUUUUUUCUGUUUUCUGAUAUGCUGCUCUACGCAAACAGAACAACAAGCCCUGGACUUCAGUUUAGAGUUCAUGGUCAGCUUUCUGUUCCUGAUCUCCAGGUUGUAGAAAGUGAGCCAAGGAUGGGAGCUGAUUUCUGUUUCAACGUUUACGAUGGUAAACGAGCACUCAUGGUAGCAGCUUCCUCACAGACAGAGAAACUUCAGUGGAUGGAGGAUAUCGUAGAAACCGUACAGUUCGCUCGGGAGAGAGGAUUAGAUUCUCCUACAAACAAGUAUCUGAGCUUGAAGUCAAUGAGUGGGUCGGAUGAUGGAUUGGAUAGAUCAGAGGUCGGUGACCUGCGUCACCUGGAGGCCCGCCCCGCCGGUCAGCGCAGUAACUCCUCCGUGCAUGUGUGCUGGCACAGAGCUACAUCCGUCGCUAUCAUGGAUCACCAGCGGGCGCUGGAGAACCAGCUGUCAGGAUACCUCCUGAGGAAGUUUAAAAACAGCAACGGGUGGCAGAAACUUUGGGUCGUCUUCACAAAUUUCUGUCUUUACUUUUACAAAACAUUUCAAGACGACUUUCCCCUGGCCAGCUUACCCCUCCUGGGAUACAGUGUGGAUACUCCAGAUACAGAGGAUAAUAUCCAGAAGGAUUUUGUUUUUAAACUUCAGUUUAAAAAUCACGUAUAUUUCUUCCGAGCUGAAAGCCAGUAUACAUUUGACAGAUGGUUGGAAGUGCUAAGUACAGCUACAAGAUCUCCUCUCACAUCAACAUCUAUCUCAAACGGAGUUCACUAAACACUAAGAUCUGUCAUAUCCAGAGUUAUUUAAUCUCUAUAUCUUACAAUGUACCCAAAUUCUCAGCCCGUCGAUCUUCCACUUUUCCUAUAUGUACAAGUACCCAGAGAUUUUACUUUUCUACCAGGACAACAUCUAGAAGAUCUUCCCUCUUCCAACCUGGAUAAAUACAUAUCCGGCCAACCUCAAGGACCUGAAAAAUCAAUUCUCGUGUAUCGAUCUCUUUCUCAGAGCUCAGCAAUGAUCAGACAAUCAUUGCAACCGCAUGUACAGGUAUAGUGUACUGUAAUAAACCACACAGUGCACAUGUAAUCUACAAAAUCUCAAAUUGUCUAUGAAGUGAAAAGUUAUUCACUUAUUUGUGCAUUCUACAUAAAAACGUGGAGUAUAGAUAGAAUCAUUUGUAUUUAAUGAGGUUGAAUGUACACUUGAAAUAUUAAAAUUAAAAUGUACAAUGUAAACUGUCAUGUGUACUGCGGAUAAAGUUGUAUAUAGUUAGAACUAUUUGGGUAAAUUCAAACUAUCCUAAACUAUUUCAAGUUUAUCAAAGUUAACGUUCCAAACAAUCAUUUAAAGCAAUCAUUUUAGACAUUAUGCUGAAUUUACAAUGUACAUAAUUUACAUUUACAUUUAUUUUGACAAAAAAAAACUUAGUGGUGAUGAGGGGGGUUUUAAUAGUAUCAUUAAUUUUCUUUGGUUUAUGUAAUUACUAUUCUAAGCAUUCUUUCGGAAUGUUCCGAAGAUUUUUAGGAUUCAUGAUACUUUGCAGAUUUUACAGACUCUGAGAAUUAUAUUUAUGGUUUGUUCAGUUUCAAGAACUGUCGUUGAAUAAUCUGAGGACUAAUUAGACUCAAGAAUCCUUUACUUUGAUAUUGUGUGGAAUGAGAAGAUGAAAGACAAAGUGAAACCAGUGAUAAAUUGAUGUUUUCUUCUUAUUAACGCGGUUUAUAUUUUACACUCUGUUUAUAACAUGCUUCCUCGUCCAUCCUUAUAUACAGGGGUAGUCAAUAAACAGGGGACUAGGAGAGGGGAUAUUAAAGGGAUGGUUGACGUAAAAUUAUGUUGACUAAAUAAACAGGAUAAUUAAUUUACGUUGACAAUACUUUCCCUUUAGCAAGUAGCAGCUAUUUUCUAGUCUUCUCGGCUCGGAUCAUGUUUAUUGACACACCAUGUAACAUUUACGUACUUUCUCAACUUAUACAUUUGUCUAUGUACAGUUUUUUAAGUGCUCUAUAAAGCAGUACACUGCUGUAGCGUGCAAUGUACAGUUUUAUGCAGUAUACUAAUAAGCUGUAGUGUGCAGUGUACUGCAGAAAACUGUACAUUACCGUUUGUUACUUUCCUGCAGAACACUGUACACUACAGCUUAGUAGUAUACU